Molecule: messenger RNA, 3043 nt
Organism: Lytechinus pictus (painted urchin)
Lineage: Eukaryota; Metazoa; Echinodermata; Echinoidea; Temnopleuroida; Toxopneustidae
Product: protein FAM228B-like
Exons: 7
Coding region: 200-1228 (342 amino acids)
Source: RefSeq, a predicted model, not a curated record
GAAGCAUGUGUUUGUUGUGAGGGAACGAGAAUCAACAAUACGAUCGGUGCGGUUGAUUGAGUGAAAGACACACAUCACCGCAAACAUAUAUAUUCGCUAUUCGAUCAUAUCUGGAAUUAUACUAUUUAUUGGAUUAAAAUGGAGGAAUAAGAACGUUGUUAAUUUUAGAGAUUAAGAAGCACAACACCAAGAAAGUGCGAUGCAGGGUCUACGAUCUAGAGAUAGAUUGGAAAAUGUUAGAAUUCAUUCUCCAGAAGUGAGGGAGAUAUUACUUGACGAUGCACGCGAAAAUGAUACCCAGAAAUUGUUCACUAAAAGACACACAUGGAGGAGGAAACUAGAAGAAUUACCAGAGCAAACGGAACCAUCCUGUUCAUCUCCUCAGCGUCCUUGGAGUACACCCCUAGCUAGUAGAACCAGUAUGAUGUCAGCAGGAAGCACUGGAUCAGCUCUAGAUCAAACGGCUAAGAUACAGAACUGGUUAUGCCAGAAAGCUGUCAGACAUGUACAGGAGAAAGCAGAUCCAGAAUCAAAAGAAACCAAGAAGAUGUAUAUGGGAGUUUUAAAUACAGAGAAAACAUUUGUCAAAGAUGUAGACAACUACUUGAUGAACAAAGAUUUUCUUGACCUGCGUAAGAAGGAGAUGCUUUAUAAGAAAUGGAGUGAGAAGAUUUGGGAGCCAAUAGAUAGCAGUAUAUAUAAAGAGAUGAAGAACUACCCUAAGGUGGAUAAGAGGAAAAGAAGUAUAUAUAAGGAAUACCUCAGGCAUGGCAAUAAAAAGGGUUUUGUAUUUCUAGAUACCUAUGACACACAGGAGUAUGAUCCUAUGAAGCUUGUAGUUCCUAGACCAGCUCCUCUUAAGAUCCAUAGAAACACCCAAGAGGACCCAACAUUGCAACAGGAACGAGAGAGGAAUAAUGAGGACAGGACUACCCUAGCUUGCCAAACAGGUGAAGUUUUACCGGACAAAGCAGUAGAGCGCCACCGCUUGCCCCCGCUCCCGCUGGUACCGCUUGGUCGUCAUGGUACCGAGUGUGCUACAUGGUUGGCCAUGCCUCUACAUGAUAUAGAAAGCCCUGUCAGACUAGCAAGCAGACGAAGAAUGCAUGGUGUUUUCAAUGAUGCCCAUUAUGAUUUCUCUCAGCCGUUUUAUGAUCCUGCGAACGUCAGACUACAUCAACAAUCUCUGCAAUCAUCGCCUCAAUCACAAGCAGCUGUCGCAUCAUAAUGCUGGAUAAUAUGUAUUUUUAAAUGUUUGAUAGAUCUAUGGCUUUCUUUUCUCCACAUCAUUUAUGCAAAGAUUGUGAAGCUGUGCUCUGCUUUUGUAUUUGCAGAUGUGAAAUCUGUGUCUAUUUUGUGUUUUGUGAAAAAAGAUUACAAAUGCUGUAUUUGUGCUUUGCAUUUUGUAUAUUUUUUUAUGAUAUUCUGAAGAAUUAUUUAAUAACAUAAAUGCAGUUUAAAGAAGUCAUCAUGUUAAGACAAAGUGACAUGCUCAUUUAAGUCUAGCAUACAUUAGUAUUUCUUUAUGUGUAGAUUUCAUCAGAUUCAUACACUCGAUACUAUCAAAUUUCACCGUCCAUCCAUCCACUAAGCUUCAGAAUAUUUGGAACAUGCUUGAUAUAAAAUGCUGGUUGCAACUAUGCAAUUGAAACUAGUGUGCCAUUGUGCCCGAUAAAACUUAAAUCAUACAUGUAGCAUACAUGUGAUGAAGUUUGUUAUAUGACAGGUGUGUGGCCAGGCUGCAUUGAUUAAAUACUUCCUAUUUUUAAAUAGUGAUUAUUGUUGAAUGAAUUUAAAAUUUGAAUCAAAUUUAUGCAUUAGGAGGUUGAUUAACCUUGCAGAAAGUCAGGUACUUCUUAAAGAAAAUUAAUUACCAAUAUUGGAACCAUGUUUUUUUUUUAUUCCAGUAUUUUGUUAUUUGUAUUUUACAAUGCAGACCCUUUGAGUCAGAUGAACAAAUAAUGAAGUGUCUUGAUUUGAGUGAAAUGCCUUGCACGUUAUAUUCAAAGAAUAAUGCACAAGUGACCUUUAUAUCAUGCAAUUUCAUCUGCCUUUAUGUUUGAUUUUUAAUUGUGCUAGAGGAAGUAAUAGACUAAUAUAUUUGUUGUGAAGUUCUUGAUUUUAAAGGAAAAUUGUGCAUACAUGUAGAAUGUAGAGAAUGUGGGAAAAGCAAUUUGAAGGGAUAUAUAUGAGACAGGCAAAGAAAGUGAGAGAGAGAAAGAGAGAGAGACAUGGAGGAGGGGGGAGGAAGGAGAGAGUGCGAGAUAGGGAGGGACGGAGGGAGAGAGAGAGAGAAAGAGAAAUUUGGGGAGGGAAUGUUUGUUGUUGAUCACUUCUUACAUUGUUUACUUGAAUUACAAUUAGCUGCAUUAAAAUGCUAAAUCUUUAUGUAUUAUUAUUUUUUCCUGUGCUGAUAAUUCUGAAGAUAUUUUAUCAUAGGACAUUUUAUUUGUACUUUCAACUGUGAUCCGUUGACAGAUGUCAUUGCAGACCGUCUAAAUAAUAGGCCACAUAACAUACUUGUUAGGUCAAUAUUGAUUGUGAUAUAGACACAAUGCAUGUUUGUAUUGGUGAAAUGGAAGUCAAUUUCCUGUCAUGGUCAUAUUAAUUGCGUUCACCUGCUAUCAGAAUGUCAGCAUUCAAUGUCAUAAUUUUCUCUUCUACAUGUAAUUGAUCACAAGAUAUGACCUUCAGGAAAUAUUGUACCAGUUGCUAUGCACUACAAAUGUAAACAAUGAACAACGAAAUUUGCAAUUAGCAUCUAUGCCAUCAAGAGAGAGAAAGACGGUCUGGUUUUCUCUAAUGAUCUGAAGUUUAUCCACUUUGUGGGUUUGAUUAUAUACAACUGUUGUUUGGGUUUGUUGGGCUUUAUGAUUGAUUGGAAUAAUCAUAUGAAUGAUUAUAAUUUACCGUAUUCACUGUUGUAUGUACAUGUAGAGUAAUUGAAUAUGUUGCACAUCAAGGAGUUUGAUGUAUAUAUUGAUCAUGAAAAUACAAAAUUACCAUUUGAAAUAAAAUAUAUUACAUAAAAAUGAAAAACAAA